This is a messenger RNA of Vitrella brassicaformis, 2723 nucleotides long. The record is from the annotation of a GenBank genome assembly. NCBI's taxonomy places the organism in Eukaryota, Vitrellaceae.
CUUCGGCACGGUCUUCGGUCGUUCCGACCGCUUCCCUUCGGCAGGGCGUCUUCCCAAGCCGCCUUUGGAGCCGCAGAGUGAUGGUGGAGUGCGCAUGUGAGUGAUGGUGGAUAACGAGUACGUCGCCCAGCUGGUCACCCUCCCGGUGAGUCCGCAGCGGGGCGACGCGAGUAUUCGUACGACAGCUAGCUGCCCUUCUGGCAUUCUCUUCCCUCAGCCAGAUCUUGCUCUCUCCCUGAGUCCAUGUGCCUCCUCGUCCUUCCAGGACUCAUCCCUGUGCUGACCUACUCCUCUCCUCUCUUCCCGACUGGCCGGAUGCAUGUCUUGGGAUGCUUUUGGGGUCAUGUCUCACUGGGAUUACAUACACGCAUAUCUGCUUGAGAUCUACCUGUCUGUCCGUCUGUGUUGUCUCUCUAGCCUCCCAGUGUGUGCCUACGUAUCCACCGCAAGGUCCGUCCCCUCGCCGAUCACACACUAAGGCAGACAACACAUGCACACCCGCACAUCAGUCAGGAGAACACGGGACACUCACUUAGAGCGGACGGCACGAAAGCAUAUGUGUGGCUGGCUAUCUCUCUCUCUCUCUCUCUCUCGGUUGGCUGAGAUCAGUUGGUUGUCUGGUGUGUUUGGCUGUGCGUAUAAAUGGCUGGUAUGCUUCGCAUGUGGGUUUGAUUGUUGCCAGAGAGAGGACAUCCGCACCAGGACACUUUCGUAACACUGGUGCAUCUACCGUUCUUCUUUUUCCAUUUGCGGGUCUGUCGUUUGGCUGCGGGGAGGGUGGUCUGCGCAUGGGCGCUGUCGUCAUUGUGUUUGGUGUUGGUUUGGAUGGAUGUGUAUCGGUCUGGAUGAGAGCGUGAUGGUGCCCGUGUGGCUGUUGGGAGGAUCAGAUUAGCCGCACAUGACGAGCCAGCUUCAGCCAGAUCUGCCACGAGAUCACCGGCACUUAACAGCGCGUCAUCUCUCUUGUCCUUUGCUGUCUUUGCUGUCUUUGCUGUCACUGCUGUUGGGACGUGUACUGGUGGUUGCAGGUUGAGUUUGUUGCCGCGUUCUCCUACCUCGACAACACCAUCGUCAUUUCCCGCACUCCUGCUCUUCUCUCUCGGCUACUCUCUCGCCUCAUACGCGUCGGUCGGCUGUCCUUCACUGCUGCCCAGCGUGUGCGCUACCCGUCUUGUUCGAAACCGCCUAUCUGAUCCUGCUCAAACCCGUCCUACCCUACUGAUGCCCCUGCGUCGUCUAGUGUCUGUACCUGAUCCUCGUCUGCCCCCUCUCUGCUGUCAUGUCCAAGCCCUCAUCUCGUCCUCAACCCUCUAAUCUCGUCCGUUGCCCCCGCGUCCUCGACCCUCUGAUCUCGUUCGUGGCCCCCUGCUCACCCCCUACGACGCGCCCAGAACCAUUCGCGAGAAAGUCGACCGCUCGCUCAGGAAGGCGGCUUGCGACCGACAAGACGAGUACGAGCUGGUGGGGUUCCUCUACGCCAAGGAGCAGAUCACUGACGAAAUAGAUGAGCUCGAUGAGCGGCGCGACCAGUCGGCCAUCUCGUGAAGGGAGUACGACAAAAGAGUGAACGACGCGCAUCGCCGUCGGUCCGAGGUGCAGAAGGAGAUCGAGCGUCGCACGGCGACUCGGCGAUCCCCUCCCCGCACUCGUGCGUCCCGUUCUCGGUCUCGUUCUCGUUCUUCUCGUCCCCCCCAUUCGCCUCGUCACUCGCCGCCCCCGCAUCGACACGUCACGAUCGACAGGAGCGGUGGUGUUGAUCGUCGGUCGCGACGUCACGGAGUUGAGCUCAAGCCUGCUGCUAUUGUCCAAGCAGAGCAAGCGGCGCGUGUGCAGACGACCGAGGCUGCUGAGCCGUCGCAACCGUCCGAGACCCAACAGCCCCCCACAAGUCCGCAGACGACCACACCACAGCCCCCACUCGCCACGCCCGAGCAUCAACACACGCACGACCCCAACACCGAAGAGGUCGACGACCACGAGGACGAGGAGCAACAGGGAGACUCUGAGGAGCGACACGACGACCACGAGGAGCAAGAGAGAGACUCUGAGGAUCAGGAAGGCUCUGAGGAGCAAGGGCACGAGGACGAGCAAGAGCAGCAGGGAGAGCAAGGGCAGCAGGAAGCGCUCACAGCUGACGAGCAAGCCUUCACCCACCAGCAAGGCGCACAAGACGGUGCCUCUCAAGCCUACGUUCCCCUCUCCCUCAUUCCCGCCCUACCUGCUCGCUCUCCCGGCCCUAGUGUCUUCCCCCUAGACCCGGCGCGCAUAGAAGGGCUGCGGUUCUACGUGCAUUCUGUGGACCAGCUGUUCUACAAGGGCAUCUGGUUGUGCGGCUUCUGCGGUUAUCAGUCGGUGCGAGGCGCGUCGAUUCAGCAGGGCGGAGAAGCGAAGUUCUGGUUCCAGCGGCCGGCGUGCUGCCCCCAGUGUCAGAGAUCCGCACACGUGGCGUACACCAAAGCGGCCCCGGUGUUCGUCUAUCCGUACGGGGAGGUUCUCGACUAUUCGCAGUACCCCCCAGUGUAUCUCACCGAGGAGGGUAUUGAGGCUCGCCGCGAGCACAUCGUGAACCUCGCGAAGUGAUCCCAUACCCACUACUGCGACUCCUUUUUGCUGCCCCCUUCCCCGACCCUUUUCCUGCUGAUCGCCGCUGCUGUCUCUGGUGCUGAUCGUGUGUGUUGCUGUUCGGUGUUGAUAGCUGAGAGACCUGUGGUGGUCGGUUCACA